CGGAGGGAGAGAGGGAAGGAAGACAAGGGGGGAGAAAGGGAGAGCAGAGAGCGAAAGAGACCCGGAGAGAUAAAGCUCCAGGCGAGAAAUAAUAAAAGGGCGAGGGGGAAGGAAAGCGGGGCGAGAGAGAGGGAGAGGGAGAGAGAGACGGGACCGCGAGGAAGGAGAGAUAAAAGAGAAGCGGAGGGAAGGGAAGUGAGUUUGUGCGCGCGAGUGAGUGUGCGUGUGAGUGUGCAGGGGCGGGCGCGGGCGGGCGGGGGGCGGGCUCCCGGGCUCCCCUCCUCCCCAGCCCGCUCCUCUCGCUCCCUCGCCAACUCCGGGCCCCAGCCGCGGGCGGGCGCACGGCGGAAGGACAGCAUGCUGAGCCUCCUCGUCUGGAUCCUCACUCUCUCCGACACUUUCUCCCAAGGUGCUGUGCCAGGAGUUGACAAUAUGCUCCAUUUCACAGAUGAGGAAAACUGUGACCCAGGAAGAAGAGGGACCCAGACCCGCUUCAGCCAGGAGCCAGCCGACCAGACCGUGGUGGCCGGACAGCGGGCUGUGCUCCCCUGCGUGCUGCUCAACUACUCGGGGAUCGUGCAGUGGACCAAGGAUGGGCUGGCACUGGGCAUGGGGCAGGGCCUCAAAGCCUGGCCACGGUACCGCGUCGUGGGCUCUGCAGAGGCCGGGCAGUACAACCUGGAGAUCACAGACGCCGAGCUCUCUGAUGAUGCCUCUUACGAGUGCCAGGCCACGGAGGCCGCCCUGCGCUCCCGGCGAGCGAAACUCACCGUGCUCAUCCCCCCAGAGGACACCAGGAUUGACGGCGGUCCUGUGAUCCUGCUGCAGGCAGGCACCCCUCACAACCUCACAUGCCGCGCCUUCAGCGCCAAGCCUGCCGCCACCAUCCUCUGGUUCCGGGACGGGACGCAGCAGGAGGGUGCUGUAGCCAGCACGGAACUGCUGAAGGAUGGGAAGAGGGAGACUACCAUUAGCCAGCUGCUCAUCAACCCUACAGACCUGGACAUUGGGCGUGUCUUCACCUGCCGCAGCGUGAACGAGGCCAUCCCAAGUGGCAAGGAGACGUCCAUUGAACUCGAUGUGCACCACCCUCCUACAGUGACCCUGUCUAUUGAGCCCCAGACGGUACAGGAGGGCGAGCACGUCAUCUUUACCUGUCAGGCCACAGCCAACCCGGAGAUCCUGGGCUACAGGUGGGCCAAGGGGGGCUUCCUGAUCGAAGAUGCCCAUGAGAGUCGCUAUGAAACCAAUGUCGAUUAUUCCUUCUUCACGGAGCCCGUGUCCUGUGAGGUUCACAACAAAGUGGGGAGCACCAAUGUCAGCACUUUAGUCAAUGUCCACUUUGCCCCUCGGAUUGUAGUCGACCCUAAACCCACGACCACAGACAUUGGCUCUGAUGUGACCCUCACCUGUGUCUGGGUUGGGAAUCCCCCCCUCACCCUCACCUGGACCAAAAAGGACUCAAACAUGGGGCCCAGGCCUCCUGGCUCCCCACCCGAGGCUGCUCUCUCUGCCCAGGUCCUGAGUAACAGCAACCAGCUGCUGCUGAAGUCGGUGACCCAGGCCGAUGCUGGCACCUACACCUGCCGGGCCAUUGUGCCUCGGAUCGGAGUGGCUGAGCGUGAGGUGCCACUUUACGUGAACGGGCCCCCCAUCAUCUCCAGCGAGGCCGUGCAGUACGCCGUCAGGGGCGACGGCGGCAAAGUGGAGUGUUUCAUCGGGAGUACGCCACCGCCAGACCGCAUUGCCUGGGCAUGGAAGGAGAACUUCCUGGAGGUGGGGACCCUGGAACGCUACACGGUGGAGAGGACCAACUCGGGCAGUGGGGUCCUGUCCACGCUCACCAUCAACAACGUCAUGGAGGCCGACUUUCAGACCCACUACAACUGCACCGCCUGGAACAGCUUCGGCCCGGGCACGGCCAUCAUCCAGCUGGAAGAGCGAGAGGUGUUACCCGUGGGCAUCAUCGCUGGGGCCACCAUUGGUGCAGGCAUCCUGCUCAUCUUCUUCUUCAUCGCCUUGGUGUUCUUUCUCUACCGGCGCCGCAAAGGCAGUCGCAAAGAUGUGACCCUGAGGAAGCUGGACAUCAAAGUGGAGACCGUGAACCGGGAGCCACUCACGAUGCAUUCUGACCGGGAGGACGAUACUGCCAGCGUCUCCACAGCAACCCGUGUCAUGAAGGCCAUCUACUCGUCCUUCAAGGAUGACGUGGACCUAAAGCAGGAUCUGCGCUGUGACACCAUCGAUACCCGGGAGGAGUAUGAGAUGAAGGACCCCACCAAUGGCUACUACAACGUCCGGGCCCACGAAGACCGCCCAUCUUCCAGGGCAGUGCUCUAUGCUGACUACCGUGCCCCCGGCCCUGCCCGCUUCGACGGCCGCCCCUCCUCCCGCCUCUCCCACUCCAGCGGCUACGCCCAGCUCAACACCUACAGCCGGGCCCCGGCCCCCGACUACGGCCCUGAGCCCACGCCCCCUGGUCCUGCUGCCCCCGCUGGCAACGAUACUGCCAGCCAGCUGUCCUACGAGAACUAUGAGAAGUUCAAUUCCCAUCCCUUCCCCGGGGCAGCAGGGUACCCCACCUACCGACUGGGCUACCCCCAGGCCCCACCGUCCGGCCUGGAGCGGACCCCAUACGAGGCAUACGACCCCAUCGGCAAGUACGCCACUGCCACGCGAUUCUCCUACACCUCCCAGCACUCGGACUACGGCCAGAGAUUCCAGCAGCGCAUGCAGACGCAUGUGUAGGGCCGGCGCCUGGCCGGGGCAUCUCUGCGGGGCAGAGGAGAAGGCUCUCACAGCUGUUCCCUGAUAUUCAGGGACAUUGCCCGUUGUUGCUCCCGUCCUGGACCGGCCUUCCUCCUCCCACCGCAGCAGGCAGGGAGCAGGUCUCCCGGAAACACCCCGUCCCGAGGAUGGUGCUCUGCGCAUGCCCCAGCCUCCUGGGCCUGCCCUUCCCUCUUCUUCGGGAGGAUGUGUCUCUUCUGACCUGCACUCUUGCCUGGCCCUAGUCUGGGGACUGGGAAAGUGAAGGUUGCGGAGAGCAGAGGGGCCACUUUUUAGCAUUCCCUUUCUAUGCCGUCCCUCUGGUCUCACGUGAGCGGAUGGGGGCGUCCUGUGGGGAGGAGCAAGCUUUGGCCCAGGGGACACGGAGUGUCGGGGUGGGUGGCUCUGGUACAGAUAGAUUGCCUGGCCCGUCCCAUCUGUUGUCCGCGUCACACCUUGGGUGCAUCUCUCCCGCCUUGGGACUGCAGAAGGGACCUUGGAUUUGUUUUUUUAGCCCUGGCACCGAGUUCAGAUCCAGCCCUCGUUCAGCUGGGAUUAAAAUGCCAAGUCAUCUUGGCUGCCCACUGCGGACCCCUGUCUCUCUGCCUGCAGAGGGAUCCAGGUAUCUCUCCUAACGCUGCCCUUUCCUCCUCCUCCUCCUCCUCCUCCUCCUCCUCCUUUUCCUCCUCUGUGCUGGGCCAGCCGGAUAGGUCAGGGGGGUCGUGAUGGAGAAGGAUAGGUCAGGAACCACGUCCUGAGUCACCAGCAAGACAGCAGCGUGCUACAUAGCAGUUUCCAGAACCCACGCUAGAGGGGGCCCAUCCAAGCCCCCUCUCCUCCCCAGGAGGCCCCACUUCCUGCUUUAAUGAGCCUGCCUGGGGAGUGGUGGUGAAAGGGCAUGCUAUAGGCUUUUUCAAAGACAACAAAACACAAUUUUAGAACAAACAAACAAACAAAAAACCUCACGGGGUAAAAAUAUAAAACGAAGCUGUAGGGAGCUCCCCACCCAAGUACAAGUCCCAGUGGAAAGGAAAGGGUGAACCUGUUCUCUAUCAGAUUUCCAGUACCUUCCAUUACUCUUUCAAUCUCGAAGCACUUUGAAUCCAUUUUUAAACAUUCAGGUGGUGAGACCUGUCACCCGAUGGGCUCUAUAGGACCAGAAGAGGGCCUGGCUGUCAGGCUCUGCUAUCCUACCCCAGAGCUGACCAGCUGGUUAGAGAGGCCACCUUCUGGGGGACAUCUGUGGGAGAUGUUCUCUUUAGACGGGUUUUCGUUUGUUACGUAUCUUUUUUUUCCCCGCCCCCCUGGACCAAUCAGAUUCUUUCUUCCACUUUCAGUGCCUUGAGUGUCCGGCUUUGGUUGACCGGCCUUGUGUGGGUGGCUGCACAGGGAUCCGGUACUGUCAGCGCAAACUCACUGCCAAGUGUUGCAGAGUUUAGGGGAUAGACGGGCGAGGGGACCUAGUAAGAGAAAGGGCUGACCCAGUAAGGUCACGCGGAAAGGCACUACAGGCAGCCGCGGCCCACGAAGCCUCCCACGCCCAGCCUCACCUCCAUACACGCUCCUGCACUCACGCCCACAUACGCAUUCCACAUUCUCAGCCGCCACCUCCUGACCAAAGAGAAUGGGCGCUCCAAAGAGAACUCACUCCUCUGCCCCGACCUUCCCUUGCCAAGAAGCGUGGUCUGCUCUUCCCUUAGCUCAGCCCUAACGGGAGGGUCCUCUGUUAGAAUUCCCAGAAUGCGUUUUGCCCUUUCUCGUGGUCGCCAUUCAUUAGUCAUGUUCGCUUUAAUGAGUUACAUGCUCAUCAGCCACGGGCCAUCGCCACCUUUGCAGAUGGGUCUGUGGGGUGACAUUCCUCGCCAUCCCCUGGCAGUAAGGACAGCGCAUACCCUGUAGCUCCAGUUCUGGCCUCUUCAGGCUGCGUCUGCAUCCUCCUCCACUUCAGCAGGGGCAAGUCCCAUGGACCAGCCCUUUCAGAGGCCUCAUACAGGUUCACAGCGUUAUUCCAACCUUACCCCUGGAAGCUGACUCCUUCCUGCACAAGCCUUUUCUGUGAGUUUGGUGACAUGUCCAAUAAGGAUGCAGGUCCCUAUGCAAAUUCAGGCAUAUUUUGAUGAUUUUCACAGAAGCCACGGGGUAAUCUAAACAGUUAAAAUCUAAAGAUGGUGGCUUUUUAAACAGGAACAUUCCAAAUGACUUCUGUUUGGCCGUGUUCUCUUGUUCCUCCUUUUUGGUUUCAGUACUGGGUCCAUUCUGUUGGUGGAGAGGAGGCCUUGAGGUCACGGUAACUCAGCUGACACUGCAGGGAGCAUGAGUGUCGGAAGCCAGAUAGACUUACUUCCCUGUGAACACCGUGCAAGGCACAGGGAGGUGUCAGCAUUCAGGACUGCCUCUACCCUGUGCAGUGUUUACUCUGGGCUGAUCAGAGUCUGAGUGGGGAGCGACCUGUUAAGCCAAUGGAAUUGCCUUUCUCGGGCGUGGCAGAUGCCCUUGAGCUUGGGAGGUUGUUACCUAAGGCUGGAAUCCCCCAGCAUGGGGCCUCAGCCCUUGAUGUGGUCACUUUGGUGAUUCUGACUGCCUUCGACAUUCUAGUGCUGGUGAGAAGAGCAAGGCAUCCAGAGAGGUGGGACCCAGUUCUGAAGCUGCCAUUUACUGAGUGACCUUGGCCUAACCUCUAGGUUCAUUGCCCACUAUUUUCUAGUCUUUAAGAUGAGGAGGGAGAAUUGUACAAACCUGAUUGUCCGACUCUUGCGUAUUUUCAUUUGGUGAGGUGGAAGGGCCUGCCAUUCCUGGCAAGGAUUUGGUAACAGCGGGUGGAUGGGUGGGGGGAAGUUGAAAGGUUCUUCUCUUGAAAGAAGUUUUCACUAUGGACUUCAUCCUCUUGUCAGAAGUGUUGUGAAUGAGUUUCCACUAAAAACUCCUUGAUCUCAAACAGCAGCAGAAAGAAUAUCCUAAACCUCAGUGAAAUUGAUGUGGGAUUAUCCUUUGGACAUUGUGCUGCUCCCCACUCAGAAGGCUGACAGGUUUGCAAAGAUGUCUCUGGCCAAAGCAGGGCAUGGUGAGUUUCCUUCACUGUGCCCCCAGGUUCCAGGUAACCUCUGUGGGAAAAAAUGGAAGCAGCCACACUCCGCCCACGUCCUCUGGAGCACUCCCAUGGCCCAGAAAGCUGGUCUCACUGAGCAACGGGAAGCCUGCAGACUAAGGCGUCUUGAGCUAGAGGGCAAGGUGUGAGAACAGUUGACCUGUCUGUUCAGGAGCAGUUCAGAAGGGCAGGUGGUAAUGAGGAGGGAGUCCAGCAGUUACUGACUUCAGUUCUGCGUCUUGAAGAGGUUCUUGUGAUUCUGGAUGACCCACAGUCUCCUUGUGGAGGGUCCAGCUUGCAUCCUAAAUUGGGAUCCCCCACCAAAGUCUAGCCACAAUAUUUGCAUGAAGCAAAGUCCAGCGUAAGUCAGAAAGGAAAGGGGCUGUAUGCUCUCACAGAUAAUCUUGCCUGCUUGGGAUGAAAGAGAUUAGUUUGAUCUCACCCCACCCCUUCUUGUCUCCAAGCACUGCGCGCCCUAGUCCAGGUGCUGCCUUUCUGGUAAUUUUGAGGGCAGCCUUUUCUGCUUGACAAGAUGGAGCACACUGCCCCGGAGUCUCUUUUGCCCGGGUACCCUCUCAUUAAAUGGGUGGCUGUCUGUCAGGAGCCACAUGUCCCGGGCUUUCUCAAAUGGAAUCAGAUGGCGUCUCAGUGUAUUUGGCUCAUGUGCGCUGCCAUUGUACACGGGCCACUCGUGUUUGGAGAAAGCCGUGUUAAAGCCGAGGCCUACCCCAGCUGUGCUGAACUGGCUCAGUGACAUCACUUCCUCAGUCUUUGCUGAGAGGGUGAUUCUGUCCCCACUGCUGUAUGCAAAGCACCCAGGCCGCAGAAACCCUGGCUUCUCUGCCAGUUUGGUGCUGCGUGCCAUGAGCCAAGUCACCCACUCUGUGCCUCUCCAGGCCCUUCUGCACGGCAGGGAAUCACUUGAAAGGCAUCAGUGAAGCUUCUGACUCUGGUGGGACCAGUGAGGACGUGGUAACAGACCACUGAAGUGCGCAGACCAAGGGAUGUAAUUGGAAAGGCAUUUAUUUUUGUGAAGAGGCUAUAAAAUUAGCAUUUAAAUAUCCCAUCCCCUUCUCCUGGCCUUCCCCUUACCACUGUCGCUCCCUUCUUGGAGGCCAGCCUCUUUCUGAAAGGCAUUGGCCUCACUUAUCAGCUGGGUCCUGACACUCCACCUCUGGGCUUCUGGAGAGGAUGGAAGGAUGUGUGGCUCGGGAUGUUUCAGAAUUAGGGAGAUGGGGUUGGGGGGUGGGGGGGGGGUGGGAGGAUCACAUUUUCUUGCAUCACUGUGAGUGAGUUCCAGGCCCUGCCCCUGGAAGAAUAAUUGCUGCGCAGAAGUCACAGGCCAUACUGGGCGAUUCUGGUACAAGCUUGCCCUUAAAAAUAAUAACAGUAAUGAUAAUAACUCUGUUUGCAUAGAGCUGUCUGUCACUCAUUGCUACCAAUCUCCUGUCCCCUAAUCCUGGCUUUUUGCUGUCCCCAACCACUGCCCUUUGCAAGUGUUGGUGGGCCAAUGGGGGUCUUCUUCAUCUGGAGAUUUUUAGAUGCUGUCUCCUGGGAGUACCCCUGACUCUGGGGAGAGAGCAGCCAAGUUGCCAAUACAAUCAAACUCUGACACAAUCUUGCUAGCAAUAGUGACCCAGGAGAUUUGGCUGCCUCCAGUCACACCAGAAUGAGGUCCAGGGCUCCCUGUGGUCACGUUUUCUAACCCCACUCUUCUUGGGAUUACAACCGCCAUUUCUGACUCCAGUUAAAUUUUCUCCACUCAAGCCCCGAUAAUAAAUGGAUCCAUGAUGAUAAUUAAGAGGAAAAAAAAUAUUAUUUUUGUUAGGACAGACCAUCGUAGAUUUUUAGCAAUGUGUAUCUGUGUCCCUCACACUUUUCCUAUUCUGCCUUUUUUCAUUUUCCUUUUUUUUAAAUAUUAUGUACUAUAUUUUUAGUCUCAAACACACUAUAUAUUAUAUAUAUUUAAUUUUUUUAUAUAUAUAAAUAUAAAUGUUUUAAAAAGUA
This is a messenger RNA of Bubalus bubalis (water buffalo), 7858 nucleotides long. It is a transcript of the gene KIRREL1, whose product is annotated as kirre like nephrin family adhesion molecule 1. Lineage: Eukaryota; Metazoa; Chordata; Mammalia; Artiodactyla; Bovidae. The transcript is spliced from 16 exons. Gene Ontology annotation, molecular function: cell adhesion molecule binding. Gene Ontology annotation, cellular component: cell-cell junction. Bases 358 to 2748 code for a protein of 796 amino acids. The record is from RefSeq and is a predicted model, not a curated record. Gene Ontology annotation, biological process: cell-cell adhesion.